AUGUCUGAAAACAAACACGUCGCCAUAUAUACAGACAAUCAAGCUGCCAUCUGGUCCAUCGCGAAGGCGGAAGGACGACCAGGCACCUAUAUUCUCGCGGAUAUCGCGCAACAGAUUCAGCAGCUCCAGGAUAGAGGACAAACAGCGACUGUCCAUUGGAUACCAGCCCACUUGGGCAUGCCCGGAAACAAGGCCAUAGACAAAGCGGCCAAGGAGGCCACCCGAUGCAGGGAAGACGGCCGUAGAAGCUUAUCAGCAAAUGCGCCUGCUAACUCAUAUGCCAUAAGGUCGACAGUGAAAAGCUGGUGCAAGACACAAGCAGAAAGGGAAUGGAUAGCAAAGUGGUGUACAGACACAAAGGGUUGA
Messenger RNA from Bipolaris maydis ATCC 48331, 366 nucleotides. The record is from RefSeq and is a predicted model, not a curated record. Lineage: Eukaryota; Fungi; Ascomycota; Dothideomycetes; Pleosporales; Pleosporaceae.